Molecule: messenger RNA, 1755 nt
Organism: Mycotypha africana
Lineage: Eukaryota; Fungi; Mucoromycota; Mucoromycetes; Mucorales; Mycotyphaceae
Exons: 8
Molecular function (GO): Hsp70 protein binding
Source: RefSeq, a predicted model, not a curated record
AUGGACAAGAUAAUGUCUCAUGCUAAAGCAACAAUUCAUGUCGAAAACGAUAAACUGAUCAUGUACGGUGCUUCGGAUGAAUCUGCUGGAUGCGUUUUGAGAGGUUUCCUCAAAUUAAAUGUACAAGAACCUAUGAAGGUCAAAUCAAUUUCUUUGGAAUUUGUUGGCAAAAUGUCUACAUCAUGGGCAGAAAGUAAAGGACAUGACAAAUUAUAUCAUGAAGAAAAACCAGUCAUAAAUCAUACAUGGAACUUUUUACCCAAGCAAACUAAGCUCCAACAAAUCAACCCCGGUGAAUACCAAUAUGGCUUUGAACUGGCUCUUGCUGGCAGCCUACCAGAGUCAUUGCAAGUGCAAAACUUCUACCAUGUCCAAUAUCAGCUUAAAGCCACCAUUGAAAGAUCAACCUUUAUGCCCAACUUGACUACUCGAAAAGUGAUUCAUCUUUCUCGUCAACUCUUACCCCUCACACCCGACUUUUUGGAACCUAUUACUGUAUCAAAUCAAUGGGCCAACAAGCUCGAUUACGAAAUCAUAUUACCUUCAAAAAUUUUUACUCACGGAGAUUUGGUGCCUAUCUCCAUUCGUAUCACACCAUUCACUAACGCACUCCGUGUUCGUCAUCUGACUUGCACGUUGAAAGAAUACAUGAUCUGUCGUGGUGGUCAAGGAUCAUUCAAUACUCGUCCACGAGCACACGGCCGAGUGUUGUUCACUACGAGAGAUGACAAAUUCGGUCAGCAACAAUUUAAUCACAAUAGCAGCAGUUUUGUAGAAUGGACAAAAGUGCAAAACAUUCAGUUACCACGAUCAAAAGAAGACUUACAAUGCGAUAUCCGAAAUGAGGCUAUUCGAAUCAGACAUAAAAUCAAAUUUGUAUUGUCAUUGAUCAAUUCAGAUGGCCAUAUUUCUGAGCUGAGAGCAGCUUUGCCAAUAACCAUUUGUUCUGUUAACAAUACUGGCCUACCAAGAUACGAAGAAACAUGGCGCAGUCUACCCUAUAAUCCCAUUACUGCUACAGGAAACUCAUCAGAUCAAGAAGAUUAUGCUAUUCGAGAGGAGGAUGCUAGCGACAGCAAUGACUGCUUAUUACCAUCUUAUAGCUCUAUCUUUGAAGCAGAUAAAGCAACUGAACAGGAUAUCAAAAAAGCCUAUAGAAAACUAGCUUUGAAAUAUCAUCCUGACAAAAACUCUUCUGAUGAUGCAGCUGAAAAGUUCAAAGAAAUUAGUCAAGCAUAUGAAAUAUUAUCUGAUCCCGAGAAGCGUAAUCUCUACGAUACUCGCGGACAUGUAGAAGAGGAGCAGGAAGACUACGCCUAUCAUGAUCCCUUCGAUAACUUCCAUUUCCAUAGCCCUGAAGAAAUCUUUGCCCAAUUCUUCGGCAGUAUGCAUCCAUUUGGUGGAGCGAGUGGAAGAACGGGUAGGGGACAAAGGCGUAACGAUCCAUUUGCUUCAUUCAUGAUGCCUUCAUUGUUCUCCGGCUUUAUGGGUGGGAUGCAUGAUCCUUUCUUUCAGGAUGAAAAUGAUGGUUUCAUGGGCUUCCCUCCUAUGUUUGGCGGCAGUAGCAGUUUUUCAUCAUCUUUUAGCUCUAACAGCGGAGGACGCGGUAGAGGUUAUUCAAAAUCUGUAUCAACGUCUACUCGAUAUGUCAACGGUCGUCCAGAGACGGUGACAGUGACAAAGAUUACUGACGAAAAUGGCACAAAAGUUAUUGAGGAAUACGGAAAUGGUGUAACGAAAAUCAACGGCAUUGAA